Sphaeroforma arctica JP610 is the source of this 285-nucleotide messenger RNA. RefSeq lists its product as hypothetical. Gene Ontology annotation, molecular function: protein binding. The coding region runs from base 1 to 285 and encodes 94 amino acids. The record is from RefSeq and is a predicted model, not a curated record. The transcript is spliced from 2 exons. NCBI's taxonomy places the organism in Eukaryota, Ichthyosporea, Ichthyophonida.
AUGCAUAGGGAGCUGAACAAUAACACUAUCACGCUCAACGAGGAUGUUGUCAUAGAUGUCCCUUUACCCUAUGACAGCCUGACACACUAUCGGAACACUUUGGGGCAUAAAGCCAACCACUCAACCCGUCCGAACGCCAAAUACGACGUAUUUUUCCAUCCCGUUUUCGGCGACAUCAAGUGUAUCCGCAGCAUACAAGAUGUGAAGGAAGGAGAGGAAGUCGUUGUUGACUACGGCUAUUCUCACGAAACAGUCCCCGAUUGGUAUAGCGCACUAAAAACGUAG